AUGGCGCAAAAAACAAUUGAUUAUACAUACAAUAAGCAGCACAGCUUUCGAGAGCCGGAGCCGGAGAACGACCAUGAUCCCGACUUUGUGGCCGACUGGGCUUGCGACACUUGCACCCUCCCGAUCUUCUCGACCCCCGGGAACAGAUUUAUGCACGACGAGUGCGCGAAUCUCCCUGCCACGCUGGCCCCGUUGUUGCAUCCCAGAAGCAUACAAAGUGGGGAGUGGCACUACCGUUGCCACCUAUGUCAACAGUCAUUGCACUUUAAUUGCGUCCCAUCUGUCGAUCGACUCUCCAAGAUCAAGUUUGGGUUUACGGUCCGUGUACAAGGCCAUCCAUGCCCCGUCGCUUGUGUACGCGCGCUUUCUGUGUAUUGCUACAUGUGUGGCCAUUGUGGGAAGACCAUAAAGGAACACAACGACGAAAUUGCUUUUGAGUGCCCCAAGUGUUAUUUUAGGAUCCACAAAGACUGUUGUGCAAAAACACUCUUGUCAGAUAAGGAUGAUGUUACCGACUGUAGUGACGAGGAUGCUCGCUGGCGGCAAUAUGGUAAAGGUGUGGUGAUGAAGUUGUGGGCCUGUGGCGAGGUGGCGGGGGUACAGAUUAGGUUUCGGAGCAUCCGGAGGACCGCCAUUGCGACAAAACCUGGGAUUCGGCCAUCUGCCACUCCGUCCAGGCGCCAAAUCCACAGCGAGACCGGGAUCGAGUGCGAGCGCCUCCUCCCCAAUGAAGUAGAACACCUCCAAGCAGCGAUUCUUCAAGAGUCGAGCCACGAAUUGGGAGAAUUGUCUGCGUACGGAAACAUCUAUCCCAAUUUAGCUCUUCCAUCAGUCCAUGCCUGUCAGAGUUACCACCAAAUCCACAUACAAGUUGUACCAGCCAGAGUUAAUGGCAUCCAACUACUUUCAUCAAACAAUAAGAAUCAGGGAACAAAGUUAUGA
Striga asiatica is the source of this 942-nucleotide messenger RNA. The record is from the annotation of a GenBank genome assembly. NCBI's taxonomy places the organism in Eukaryota, Viridiplantae, Streptophyta, Magnoliopsida, Lamiales, Orobanchaceae.